GAAACGCACGUGCGAAUCACGCGGCGCCAAGGGGUACUUAAUCUUCUUCGUUGUCUUCGUUCUUCCUCCCCCUUCUCUCCUCUCUCGUUUUCUCUGGUUCGCUGCUCUGCUCUCCCCUCUGAUUCCAGGUGAUAUAAUUUAACUGGAGUCGAGAUGUCACUAAGUGCUGCAGUUGCCAGUCCAAUCACAUCGCUGUCUGUUGUUCGACCAGUAGAACAACGGUUGCAGUUUAAGAAGAAUGUCUGGUCCAGUCCAGUUGGACUCAAGCCUCUUCGCAUGCAGUAUCAUCCUGUUCAAAGAAGAAGUAUCUCUAGUGCUUCUCGAGUGAAGCAUGCUUCUGUAAUAUGUUGUGCUGCUCUGAACGCGACAUGUGCUGCAGAGCAAACCCAAACAGUAACACGUCAAUCAUCUACCAUUACUGUUGCACCUAUCCAAGGAAAAGAGAAGUCCCCAGAACUUGAUGAUGGCGGGACGGGAUUUCCACCACGUGAUGAUGGCGAUGGUGGUGGUGGUGGAGGCGGUGGUGGUGGCCACUGGUCCGGUGGGUUCUUUUUCUUUGGCUUCCUUGCUUUCUUGGGCCUCCUAAGGGACCAAGAAAGCGAAGGACCGUACCAGGAUGAAAGGAGAAGAUGAGAGAUCAUAGAUUAUAUAUAGCUACUUGUAUCUGUUCUGAUCGAUUCUUUGGCUGCUUCGGGACAACAUCUAACAGUAUGGUUUGAAAGUAUCAAUUAUUUUUUGCCCUCAUGACUUUGGCAGCAGAGUACCACGUUUCUUCAACUUAUGAGUGAAGAAAUAACACUAUUGAUGAAGUCUUCAAUAUUUCUUUUUCUUUGUUAA
This is a messenger RNA of Sesamum indicum (sesame), 837 nucleotides long. RefSeq lists its product as uncharacterized. NCBI's taxonomy places the organism in Eukaryota, Viridiplantae, Streptophyta, Magnoliopsida, Lamiales, Pedaliaceae. The record is from RefSeq and is a predicted model, not a curated record. Gene Ontology annotation, biological process: chloroplast organization; thylakoid membrane organization. Gene Ontology annotation, cellular component: chloroplast.